AUGGAAGAUCUUCAACGUGGCUCGACUAUUCGUCGUCUCAUUUCAUCAUGUAUAAAAGAUGAUUAUUACAUAUCAGCAUCAUUAAUUCAUUUGUAUAUGCAGUGUGGUGAUAUAACAAAUGCUCAAUUAUUAUUUGAUACAACAAUAACAAAAAAACAUUAUCAAUGUUAUAUAAAAAAUAAUCAACCAAAUAAAGCAAUUGAUCUUUUCAAUGAAAUUAAAAAUCCUAAUGAAAUUAUUAUAAAUCUUUUAUUUAAUGCUUGUGCUCAACAGAAGAAUCAUUAA
This is a messenger RNA of Rotaria sordida, 285 nucleotides long. The record is from the annotation of a GenBank genome assembly. Lineage: Eukaryota; Metazoa; Rotifera; Eurotatoria; Philodinida; Philodinidae.